This is a messenger RNA of Homalodisca vitripennis (glassy-winged sharpshooter), 430 nucleotides long. RefSeq names its product phospholipid-transporting ATPase ABCA3-like. Gene Ontology annotation, biological process: lipid transport; transmembrane transport. Gene Ontology annotation, cellular component: membrane; intracellular membrane-bounded organelle. Gene Ontology annotation, molecular function: ABC-type transporter activity; lipid carrier activity. Lineage: Eukaryota; Metazoa; Arthropoda; Insecta; Hemiptera; Cicadellidae. Bases 38 to 397 code for a protein of 119 amino acids. The record is from RefSeq and is a predicted model, not a curated record. The transcript is spliced from 2 exons.
GAGGGAGUGCGAGGCGCUGUGCGGAAGACUGACUAUCAUGGUGGAUGGUCAGUUGGUUUGCUUGGGGAACACACAAUAUUUGAAGAAAAAGUUUGGACAAGGCUACACAGUGCUGUUUGUGCUACAUACCGUACGAGAACUGCAGGAAAUGAUUCCAGCGCUUAAGGCUGAAAUGUACAAACUGUUCUCAAGAGUGAAAUUGAAAGAUCAACAUAAGAAAGCACUUCACUUCCACAUUAAAGAUGAGAACAUAAAACUUUCCCAGUUGUUUGGUACCAUGGAACAGUUGAAAAAAUCAUUUCCUGUAAUAGAAUCCUAUGCGCUUGGCAAUACAACUUUAGAACAAGUAUUCAUCUCUUUUGCUAAAACUCAUAUAAAGCCAGAAAUUAUAAUCUAAUUUAAUUUGGACAAAUAAAUUAUGUUCAUAUGU